Alternaria alternata is the source of this 2155-nucleotide messenger RNA. RefSeq names its product protein phosphatase 2A regulatory subunit PR55. Gene Ontology annotation, biological process: peptidyl-serine dephosphorylation. NCBI's taxonomy places the organism in Eukaryota, Fungi, Ascomycota, Dothideomycetes, Pleosporales, Pleosporaceae. The record is from RefSeq and is a predicted model, not a curated record. The transcript is spliced from 6 exons. Gene Ontology annotation, cellular component: cytosol; protein phosphatase type 2A complex. Bases 350 to 1804 code for a protein of 484 amino acids. Gene Ontology annotation, molecular function: protein binding; protein phosphatase regulator activity.
AUCAACUAACACGCUUUGUCUCUGUACCUGCGCUGUUGCUCCCUGCAUCGUCGCCCGCCCUCGUCACUCUGCCGCUGAGUCGAUUCUACCGGAGCUCAACAACAAGCCCAACCCACCGCUGACCCCGCUAUUGGCCACUCGACCAGCAGACACCGCUCCCACUACAUCAUUCCCCAUCGAUCACCCAUCCACCACCCUCGACGUUGGCGGCGCUAUCUCACCACGGCCCUACUACCAGCUCGACAGAUCGCUUACUGAAUACAUAUACACCAUUCUUUAACCAGCACAUCGGAGCACUAGCUACCCUUGAUCGCACGCCGCUGCUGCUCCGCAAUCCUUGUCUAGAAUCAUGGUAGAAGCCGAAGGCAACCCCACGACGUGGAAGUUCACACAAUGCUUCGGCGACAAAGGCGAUGUUGAAGAUAUAACCGAAGCCGACAUCAUCUCAACCGUCGAGUUCGACCAGACGGGCAAUUACCUCGCAACUGGUGACAAGGGUGGCCGUGUGGUCCUGUUCGAAAGGAACGAGACGAAAAAAACCUGCGAGUACAAGUUCCACACCGAGUUCCAAUCGCACGAGCCUGAGUUCGAUUACCUGAAGUCUCUCGAGAUCGAAGAGAAGAUCAAUAAGAUCAAGUGGUGCCGCCGGCAAAACGCCUCACACUACCUGCUCUCCACAAAUGACAAGACAAUCAAGCUAUGGAAGGUAUUUGAGAAGUCGCUAAAAGUGGUGGCGGAGAACAACCUGUCGCAUGAGUUGACACCUGGAGGUGGGGUUGCUGGUGGAGGCGGUCCCGUCAGGAACCCGAACGCACAGUUCCGCAGCGCCACCGACCUGAAGCUUCCACGGCUCACACACCACGACACAGUUGUUGCUGCAGUACCACGAAAGACGUAUGCGAACGCACACGCCUACCACAUCAACAGCAUAUCGGUCAACAGCGAUGGAGAGACAUUCAUUAGUAGCGACGAUUUGCGAAUCAACCUCUGGAACCUCAACAUCCAAGACCAGAGCUUCAACAUUGUCGAUAUCAAGCCGGCCAACAUGGAAGAGCUUACAGAGGUCAUCACGGCUGCGGAAUUCCAUCCGAUCAGCUGCAAUUGGUUCAUGUACGCAAGUUCCAAGGGCACGAUCAAGCUGGCCGACAUGCGCGAGAGUGCAUUGUGCGACCAGCAUGCGAAGCAAUUCGAACAGGAGGAAGACCCAUCUUCGCGAUCCUUCUUCUCCGAGAUCAUCUCAUCCAUCUCUGACGUACGGUUUUCUCAUGACGGGCGAUACAUCUUGUCACGCGACUAUUUGACAGUCAAGAUCUGGGAUGUCAACAUGGAGAAGUCCCCAGUCAAGACGAUUCCUAUUCACGAGCAUCUCCGACCAAGGCUCUGCGACACCUACGAAAACGACAGCAUCUUCGACAAAUUCGAGGUCGUUUUCUCUGGAGACGCGAAAAAUGUCAUGACUGGCAGUUACAACAACAACUUCAUGAUAUACCCGUCUGACAACGACAAAGAUACCGAGGUAGUAUUACAGGCAGAUAAGUCUGCCUUCAAAGCCAAGAAGGUUGGAAUUCCAACACCCAUGAACUCGUCGACAAGCCCGACAGGUAGCAACACAAGUAAGAAGGGUGGUUCGAGAGCCGGCAGCCCCGCUGCUGGUGCAGUUGGACAAGGGCAACGUAUGAGGAAGGAAACAGACGCAGACCAGAUCGACUUCAACAAGAAGAUCUUACACAUGAGCUGGCAUCCAUUCGAAGACAGCAUCGCUAUCGCGGCAACAAACAACCUUUUCGUCUUCUCCGCAUUGUAAGGACAGUCUUGAUUCACGAAUAUCGCCAGAGGAUACAUGUAAACCGGAGCAUUAGCCUGUUAGGUUCUUGGUCAUCUUUACCCUUCCAUCUUCCUUUCAAUGUUGGCAGCAGCCUGCCAGGCGGCGCUAGGAUGAUAGAACAGGAGCAUUCUUGGCGAAUUGGCGUGAGAAUGCAGAUGAGGGACGUCGCAACGUGGUCAACGACCGGACAGCUGCAGAUCAGUGUAGAUUGCAACACCACUAUAAUGACUCUGAGUGGUGCAGAGAAAGAAUAAAAGAAACUAUAAAUAAUGAGUGUUGGUCUCACAUUGCAUGAGGCAGCCCUCGAAGUGCUGGGCCAAAUCUAACAAU